GUAGCCUCUAGGAGGUAUCUUGUAGAUCGAUGACAAUAUGCCAUCUAGGUAGAAUAUAAAUGUCUUUGUCCUUUAAUUUAUAGUAACUCUAAUCGAAAGCUGGCUUGAACGCAUAAGGUGCGCGCAGAUAUAACACAUAAGUGAAUACUUCUAACUUCUAACUGCACGAUGGCACCCUCGUCUUUCAAACUUAACACGGGCCAGGAGAUCCCCGCUGUCGGGUUCGGAACAUGGCAAGCUGCGCCGGGCGAAGUCGCCAAAGCCGUCGAGCUCGCGAUAAAACACGGCUAUAAGUUAAUCGAUGCGGCCUACUGCUACGCGAACGAGGAAGAGGUCGGACAGGGCCUCAAGGCGGCUUUCGACGCCGGCUACGCCAAGCGCGAGGACAUCUUCAUCAUGACCAAGGUGUGGAACACGUACAGCAGCCGGGUCGAGCUCGGCCUGGACAAGUCGCUCAAGGCCCUCGGGCUCGACUACGUCGACCUGUUCCUCGUGCACUGGCCCGUGGGCAUGAACCCCAACGGCAACGACGACCGCUUCCCCAAGCUGCCCGACGGCAGCCGCGAUAUCCUCUGGGACCACGAUCACGUCGCCACCUGGAAGCAGAUGGAGGGCCUUCUCGAGACCGGCAAGACGAAGGGCAUCGGCGUCUGCAACUACAGCAAGCCGUACCUGGAGCAGCUGCUGGCCAAGGCCGAAGUCGUGCCCGCUAUCAACCAGAUCGAAAACCACCCGGCUUUGCCGCAGCAGGAGGUUGUCGACCUCUGUAAGGAGAAGGGUAUCCACGUCGUGGCGUACAGCCCCUUGGGGAGCACAGGUGGCCCGUUGCUGCAGAGCGAGGCUGUUACCAAGGUCGCCCAGAGGAAGGGAGUUAGCCCUGCAACGAUCUUGCUAAGCUACCACGUUGCCAGGGGCGCCACCGUGCUAGCCAAGUCGGUGACCGAGUCGCGCAUCAAGGCCAACCUCGAGAUCGUCGACCUCGACGCCGAAGACGUGCAGAUCCUGAACGACUACUCCGCCAGCCUCGCGAAGGACGGCAAGGUCCUGCGCUACGUAUACCCCCCCUUCGGCAUCAACUUCGGUUUUCCGGAUAAGAAGGAGGGCAGGAGUCUACCGAACGGCUUUGCGGGGUGAAAUGAUGUGCGGCGCGAUUGUUGUCGUUAUUGGGCCUCUGCGCUAUCAUUGUAUUAGGUA
Messenger RNA from Daldinia caldariorum, 1194 nucleotides. RefSeq names its product Aldo/keto reductase. The transcript is spliced from 3 exons. The record is from RefSeq and is a predicted model, not a curated record. NCBI's taxonomy places the organism in Eukaryota, Fungi, Ascomycota, Sordariomycetes, Xylariales, Hypoxylaceae. The coding region runs from base 169 to 1134 and encodes 321 amino acids. Gene Ontology annotation, molecular function: aldose reductase (NADPH) activity. Gene Ontology annotation, cellular component: cytosol.